This is a messenger RNA of Acanthoscelides obtectus, 1094 nucleotides long. The record is from the annotation of a GenBank genome assembly. NCBI's taxonomy places the organism in Eukaryota, Metazoa, Arthropoda, Insecta, Coleoptera, Chrysomelidae.
UUUGUUAUCAUUUAUCAGUUCAUGUGAGACCCAUUUGCUUAACUUCCACGUCUUUCCUAGCUGAUGAAGAUGCAAACGAAUAGUUUUAGGACUCACUCUGAACACAACCUGUCGAAGAUCCUCGUUGUUCGCGAUUUUUGGUCUCCCUGAGAGCGGUUCAUCGCUCAAACUGAGAUCUCCCGAAGAAAAUUUUUUGUAACACUUUUCAGCAACUUUUUUUGUGUGUGUGAGAAAAGAAGGAUUUAUCCUAAAGUGACAACAGCAUCCAUUCUAUCACAAGAACAUGCGGGUAAACUACCAGACAAAGAGACCUCAAAUGCACCCAAAGACAAAUACUUUCUCGUCCGAAUCCUUUUUUUCUUCUAUGGACUUAACAGUAUGUUACCAAUGACAUUUUUCGUCGUUGCAAAUGAUUAUUGGAUGUACAAGUUUCGCAACACAAACUACACGAAUUGGGAUCCACUCCAUCGGACUUCAAUUCAAAUCUAUUUCAGCUCUAUACUAAGCACUGCGAAGGCAGUACCGGUGAUGAUCGUAUCAUUAUUGGCCGCAAAGUACAUCCAUAAAUUACAUUUGAGGCCUAGGCUGCUUUACAGUACGCUUGUUAUUUGUGCUGUAUUUCUAUCUCUGACUAUAUUCGUAGUUAUUGAUACUGACGAUUGUAAGUAUUUAUCAUUUCCUUUGGAAUCAUACUGGUUAGUUCUUUCAUACUCUAGAACAUACAGUAGCAACUUUUUCCUAAAAUAAAAAUGAAGGAGCUUUGACAUUAUUUCCAACUUCAUCAGUUUGCUAAGAAUAGCCUUUACAAUAAAUGAGCAGUUAAUAAAAUAAGCAAAAUAUUUAAAAAUAAUUUUUCCGAUUGAAAAUUAAUAAGCGAUAAUGAAAUUCCUUCAUCUAAAUUUUUCAAAUAAAAUCAUGUUACGUUUUGAUGAAAAAAGUGUGUAACAAGUUUUUUUUUGAUCAAAUAGCUUCAUUAUUGUUUAUAUAUUUCCAAUCGGAAAAUUAUUUUUAAAUUUUUUGUUCAUUCUAUUAACAGGUAAAUAAAAGCUGGUUUUUGAAAAUGUAUUUAUUUAAUAUAUUUAUUUUCACUUUUU